AUGUCGGACGGCGAAGAUGUUGACGGUCAAAAGCAACAUAAGGCGAUCUCAUAUGUUGUUGUUGGCAUCAAUUCCAUUUCAGAGAGUAAAAAACUAUUCAAGUUUUUGAGAGCGAAUGGUUACAGUGAUGUGUCGCUUUUCCAUGAAUUUCCAGAGGGCAAGGACUCCUCUGAUACUCCAAUUUCCACUCUUCAUCAAACUGCGGCCGGUUCUUCCACUCCUUUGAACGAGUUAUAUAAAUCCUUCAAUGGCACGCUUGAAGAAUUAUUUUCAAACAACGGAACUACCGGAAAAAACACUGCCUUGAAGCCAAUAAGCACUAGUUUUUGUUGUGCGUUGUGUGGUCAGACUCGUCCAAUGGUGGAAGCUCGCACCACGGCUAAGAGCAAGGACCAAAACAUUGUGUUGUUGUCUUGUUUACUAAUGGAGAAUGACAUUGAAUUAGAUACAGCAAUCAACGUGUACAAAGAAACUCAUAGUGUGUUCAAGCGGAUCUGCCAGCUCCACUUUAUCAGAGCGGCUUCUUUUAUUGGACGAGAAAUAAAGGAAAUGUGGGGGAAAUUUCCCCUACAUGGACUACAUUACGUCCCACCUAGCAUUGUACAAGUUUUUCUGGCUCAUAUCCAAAUUUUCGGGGACUGCAUCGAUGAAAAAGUCGUCCUGGAAACACAUGACGUAACAAGAUUUUUCAAUGAAUCUUUUGCUAGAUACUAUGGCGCUGAUGGCUGGAAUGUAGAAGAAAUGGAUGUGGUGGCAAGGAAAUAUAGGAAAAGAAAACAGUCUUCGCCUCUCAGUGAUGAUCUAAACGAAACGACUUCGUCGAAACCCAAGAUAAACGCUUCUUCGUCGGACGACAAAUUUGCUGUUGGGGGAUGUAUUCCAGACCAUCGUGUUUCCCCUCUUUGGAUUGAGCCAAAAAAGGAACCACGAGAUGAGGAUCAAGGGAUCCUAGCAACAGAUCUUCUCGAGCAAUCGAUGCCUUCACCCAGUUCAGCAGCAACCUUCGAAUCGAAUACGUCUGUUAAAGAUUGUCGGCAAGGUUCUGCAACGAGUGAAAAAGACAGGAAAAAGUCGAGAAGUCGUGAUAAGAAAGAAGCUACCGUUCCCGUCACGAUAAAUCCAACCAAGAUUACUCAGGAACAAUACAGUUGCAUGGAUGCACUUGCCGAUAAGAAAUUCCGGGAACGAUUUCGAAUGUCGCGGAGUACAUUCAAAAAACUGUGUGAUGCUCUCGAUCCAUUACUUGAGAAACGUUGCCACAACACUACGAGAAGCUCCACAACUAUAAAAGUCGGCACUGCGUUAGAAGUCCUAGCUGGGAAUGGCAAUGCGUUGAAAGGUCUAAGUCUUAUGGGAACAAGUGUAACUGAAAUCUUUGGUAAUGUGCUGGAUGCUUUGUUGGAGUGGUCCGGAACGGUUAUACAAUGGCCUGGCGAAGAGGAACGAGAAAGAAUAAGGGAAAAUUUCUUUGAAAGCACGAGUAUGCCUGGCAUAGUUGGCUGCCUAGAUGGAACGAUCAUAGGGACUCAAAGUUCUUCUGAUACAUCCAGUAAGGGAAGUCGCGCACUCAAUGUGGCGGUUGUAGUGGACGAUAAUAAACUGUUUCGAUGGGUACUAGCAAAAUAUCGUGCAGAAGUGGCAGAUGAUCUGGUAUUUAAACGUAGCCUACUCUAUGAACAACUGAAGGAAGGCGUGAAAGAAGGACGCUUAAUUGGCGAUGAUGCAUAUGAAAAGGAGACUUUUCUGGUCACACCGUCUACCGAGAAAGACAAAUACCGUGCUAAUGCUUUGCGUGAAGCGCACAAAAUAGUCGAAGAAGCGAUAGCAAGCUGGAAAUGGCAAUUUCCUAUCCUAACGAGUGACAUAACAUCUCCGAAAGUAGCAAGGAUUAUUGUGGGCAGUGCAGCAUUGUACAAUUUGACAAGGUUGGAAGGAGAACCAGAAUUCACUGCUGACAACGAAGAAAUGGAUGUAUCCGAAAGAUGCAUAGAUGUUUUAUGA
Necator americanus (New World hookworm) is the source of this 2001-nucleotide messenger RNA. RefSeq lists its product as uncharacterized. The coding region runs from base 1 to 2001 and encodes 666 amino acids. The transcript is spliced from 17 exons. The record is from RefSeq and is a predicted model, not a curated record. Lineage: Eukaryota; Metazoa; Nematoda; Chromadorea; Rhabditida; Ancylostomatidae.